Messenger RNA from Dioszegia hungarica, 2400 nucleotides. Its product is annotated as threonine-tRNA ligase. Gene Ontology annotation, cellular component: cytoplasm. Bases 1 to 2400 code for a protein of 799 amino acids. The transcript has 12 exons. NCBI's taxonomy places the organism in Eukaryota, Fungi, Basidiomycota, Tremellomycetes, Tremellales, Bulleribasidiaceae. The record is from RefSeq and is a predicted model, not a curated record. Gene Ontology annotation, molecular function: threonine-tRNA ligase activity; ATP binding. Gene Ontology annotation, biological process: threonyl-tRNA aminoacylation.
AUGCUGGGUAGACACCUAGUACAGGCAGCUAGACGAUCACUUCCUACUCGAAUCACCCAUCAAAGCACACGCAUCCUCGCCCAAGAACCAUCUGCAUUCCUCAACUACCGCAUCAGAACCAUGUCCACCUCCCUUCACCCCGUCGGCUCGACGGCUGAGCCAGCGGCACCUUCUCAGCCCAGCGGGCCCAUGCCGGAUCAACAGCAGAAGGGUCAACCCAAGGAGAAGAAGGAGAAGAAGAGCGGCGGUGGGGGCUCGUCAGGGCCUUUGGAGGUCACGCCUCCUCCCCAGUUCUUCGAAGAUCGGAUCAAGAUCUUCGACGAGUACAUGGCCAAAUACAAGCAGCACAUCGCUGACCAACCCCGCGAGCCAAUUACCAUCACCCUUCCUGACGGCAAGCAACUCGAGGGUACAUCCUGGGAGACGACCCCUCUCCAGCUCGCCAAGUCUAUCGCCGUCUCGCUCGCCGAAAAAGUUAUCAUCGCCAAAGUCAACAACCAGGAGCUAUGGGAUCUGCACCGCCCACUCGAGGCUUCGUGCUCUCUCGCACUCCUCGACUUUGACUCCCCCGAGAACAACUACGAGGCGCGCCAGGUGUUCUGGCACUCUGCCGCACACGUCAUGGGCGAGGCGUGCGAGCGGCGGUUUGAGAAUUGUUGUUUGGGGUAUGGGCCGCCUAUUGCGGAGGGAGGGUUCUUUUACGAUUUCCAUGCGGGCGGAAGGACGUUGAGCCAGGAUGACUGGAAGGGGAUUGAGGAUGUCGCAAAGAUGGCGGUCAAGGAGAAGCAACCGUUUGAGAGGUUGGAGUUGCCCAAGGAGGUUCUGCUGGAGAUGUUCAAGUACAACAAGUACAAGCAACAUUACAUCAACGACAAAGUGCCCGACGGGACCUCAUCCACGGUGUACCGGUGCGGACCCCUCAUCGAUCUUUGUCUUGGUCCACACGUCCCCCAUACCGGCCGUAUCAAGUCUAUGGCCGUCACGAAAAACUCCUCCUCCUACUUCAAAGGCCUGGCCACCGAGGAUGCCUUCCAGCGGAUCUACGGUAUCGCCUUCCCCGAUUCCAAGCAGAUGACAGAGUACAAGAAGCAGAUGGAGGAGGCUGCGAAGCGGGAUCAUCGCAAGAUCGGGCGGGAGCAGGAAUUGUUCACGUUUAGUGAACUGUCGCCCGGGAGCGCGUUCAUGUUGCCUAUGGGGACGAGGAUAUAUAAUACGCUUCAGGCGUUUAUCAGGGAAGAAUACUGGAAGCGUGGCUUCGAGGAGGUCGGCACGCCCAACAUGUUCAACGCCGAGCUCUGGAAGAAAUCCGGACACUGGCAGCACUACUCUGAAGACAUGUUCCAGCUCAAAGUCGACGAAGACAUGUUUGGUCUCAAGCCGAUGAACUGUCCGGGCCACUGCGUGCUCUUCGACACCCGCGAGAGGUCCUACCGAGAAUUACCGCUUCGAUUUGCCGAGUUUGGGGUGUUGCAUCGGAACGAGGCGAGCGGGGCGUUGAGUGGUUUGACGCGCGUGAGGAGGUUCGUACAGGACGAUGCGCACAUCUUCUGCACGCAAGACCAGAUCGCCGCUGAGAUCCGAGGCGCGUUCGAAUUCCUCGAGGCCAUCUACAAGCCUUUCGGGUUCACGUACAAGGUCGGCCUGUCGACGCGGAACCCCAAGAAGUGGAUGGGGGACCUCAAGGUCUGGGACGAUGCGGAAGCGACGCUCAGGUCGGUAUUGGAGGAGAAGAUGCCGGGGGCUUGGCAUGUCAAUGAGGAGGAUGCGGCGUUCUACGGGCCUAAACUCGACUUCCAAUUGGUCGAUGCGCUCAAGAGACCGUGGCAAUGCGGUACCAUCCAACUCGACUUCAACCUCCCCGAGCGCUUCAACCUGAAAUACCGCGCUCCCGCCCCUCCCAAGUCAGCCGACGCCGCUCCUAAAUCAGCCGAUGCUGCUGCCCCUGCAGCACCUGGAGAGUUGUCCCAAGACUUCAAGAGACCCGUCAUGAUCCACCGAGCCAUCUUGGGGUCUAUUGAGCGGUUCAUGGCGAUCAUCAUUGAGUCGUUUGGUGGGAAAUGGCCAUUCUGGCUCUCCCCUCGUCAAGUCGUCGUCAUCCCCGUCGCUGCGCCCUUCAAGGCCUACGCCGCCGAAGUCGCUCAAAAGAUGAAGGACGCGGGUAUCUUUGCCGAGGUGGAUGUUUCGGAUAACACGUUGAACAAGAAGAUUCGGAAUGCGCAGGUCGCGCAGUGGAACUUUGUCAUGGUUGUGGGAGAGGUCGAGGCUGAGACGCUCUCUGUCAAUAUGCGGAACCGGGACGACGAGGUGCAAGGGCGUGAAGAGACGAUCAAGCUUGAUGAGGCGGUGCAGCGUUUGAUUGGGCUCAAGAAGAACAGGGCACUGGUUAGCAAGUUUGAGUAG